AUGUAUAUUAAAAAUCUAAAUAUUAUUCUUUUAUAUUUUAUUUUAUUUGAUAAAUUAAAAUCUAUAUGUCUAAUAAAAAAUAAACAAUUUUUUAUUAAUAAUAUUAAAAAUAAUAAAUCAUUAUUAAUCAGAUCAAAACCAAAAAAAACAAAUGUAAAAACAAAAAUCAGCAAUAUAUCCAUUAGAAAAAUAAAUAAACCCCUAUUUCUUUUUGAUAAGUUAAAAAAAUGUGUUUUUUUUUUUAGAUAUUUGAAGAACAAUAAAGAUGAUGAAAAAUUUCUUGAAGACAUCAUAUUAAAUAUAAAUGAUUUAAACAAAAUAAAACAACUUUCUAAUAAUAAUAAAAAUAAAGAAUUAAAAAAAGAAAAUAUAAAAAAGGUUUUAUUAUAUGCAAUAUUUUCAAGGGUGAAUUUUAAGAUUAUAAAUUGCCUAUCUUAUCUUAUAAAACAUUUUGAAAUAGAUAAAAAGAUAAUAGGUUCAAUAUUUAAUGAAAUAAGUGAACAAAUAAAAGAAAAAAAGUAUGCAGAAAAUUUUUUAACUUUGCACUUUUUUCUUUUAAAAAAUGAAGAUAUUGAAAUUUUUUCUAUGAUAAACAUACUAGAUUUUUUCAAAACUAAACAAAAGAUAUUAGAAACAAUAGAAAACAUAAAAAAGAAAAUUUAUGAAGAAUGUGUAAAUGAUCUCUUAAGAAAAAAAAUUGAAAGAUAUAACCUUUUUUGUGAAAGGAAAAAAAUAAAAUUUGAUUUAAAUGAUGCUAUGAAGAAAGUUGAAUUAAAUUUAAAAGAAGAUUUAUAUUUUAAUUAUGAUAAUGAUUUAUUAAAAAUUUUUGAUAAAAAAAUAAGUAUAAAAAAAAUGAAAAGAAGUGAUACAUUAGAAGAAAAAUUAAAUAUUCCAAUUGAAGAAAAAAUAGAUGAAAACUUAGAAACUCCUGAUGAUGAAAAUUUAAAAGUAUUAAAAGAAACAUAUGAAGAAUUACAACAUUUUAAAGAAUCUAUAAUUCAAUAUAUUGAAGAAGAUCAAGAUUUUUUUUAUUUUGAUGAUGAAAAUAAUAUAAAAAAAGAAACUAAUAAUGAAUAUAAUAAAGAAGAAGAAUUAAAAAUGCAAAAAAACAUAGAUGAUUAUAUUGAAAAGUAUACUAAAGAUUUUAAUAAAUCAAUAGAACAACUGAAGAACCAUUUCAUAGAUCAAGCAGAUCUAAAUUUUAAAAACUUUCUUAAUAAUUUAAAACUUAAUAAUAUAGAAAUAAAAAGAAGAGAAACUAAAAUUUCUAAUAAUGAAAUAGCUACUUUUGAAUUAAAAAAAUUAAAUAAAAGUGAUGAAAAUUUAAAUAUUACAAAUGAUUUAAUUUAUGAAAGACUAAGAAUAAAACUAAUUUAUUAUAUACAAAAAAUAGAAUAUAUCAAAUUUAAAUAUCAAUAUGAUAUUAUUAAUGAAAAAUUUCCAAUGAAUAAAAAUGAAAAAACAGUUUUAGAUGUCCUUAAAUAUGGUUAUAAAAUUGUUGUUUGUCCUGAUAUUGAUAACUCCAUAUUUCAAAAGGAACAUAUGAAAGAAACAAAUAAACCUAAUAAAACAAAUGAUAUUAUAUUACAACAAAAAAAAAAAUAUUUUGAUUUUAAAUGUCAUGAAUGUAAUUAUUAUAUUUUUAAUACAAAUAAUAAAGAAUCUUCAGAAAAAAUUAAAGUUUGUCCACAAUGCAAUACAAAAAUUUAA
This is a messenger RNA of Plasmodium gallinaceum, 1710 nucleotides long. RefSeq names its product conserved Plasmodium protein, unknown function. The transcript is spliced from 7 exons. Lineage: Eukaryota; Apicomplexa; Aconoidasida; Haemosporida; Plasmodiidae. Bases 1 to 1710 code for a protein of 569 amino acids. The record is from RefSeq and is a predicted model, not a curated record.